Messenger RNA from Daldinia vernicosa, 1137 nucleotides. Its product is annotated as Lactonase, 7-bladed beta-propeller-domain-containing protein. The record is from RefSeq and is a predicted model, not a curated record. NCBI's taxonomy places the organism in Eukaryota, Fungi, Ascomycota, Sordariomycetes, Xylariales, Hypoxylaceae. Gene Ontology annotation, molecular function: 6-phosphogluconolactonase activity; protein binding. Bases 1 to 1137 code for a protein of 378 amino acids. The transcript has 3 exons.
AUGCGUUUUGUACAGGCACUCUUCACUACGAUCGGCCUCAUAGCCUUGGCUGAAGCUGCGAAACAUUACCUCAUCGUCGGAACCUUCAGCACCAACUUCCUCUACACUGUCGAGUAUGACGACGCGGCCGAAACCCUAAAGCUUGUCAAGAAUACCACUGCCAACGCCGGUAGCGCCUGGAUCACUCUAAGCCAUGACAAGAAGAACUUGUACGGCACCGACUGGAACGCAGAUGAAGCUUCUUUCGUUAGUUACAGCUUGAAAGAUGCCAAGUCUAUCAAGUAUGAGACUAGAGUGUUUGGAGACCCCGAAUGCCGAGGCAAGAAAAGCAACUUCGUCGCUGCUUAUCCCAAAGCACCCUACAGUGUAUAUGGUAAUUAUUUCUACGGUGAUGUCCAUGAUGCCAAGUGCGGUAUGGUCAUGUCGGUACACGACAAUGGAACUCUUCACGCCGCACUACAACAGUACAUGUACGCGGACGAUUCCGCCGUAACUGGAACUUCAUUCAGCGCUGAUUCGCAAUACCUCUACUCGGCCGAUAAGGUUGGCAACUCCAUCUGGGUCCAUAAUGUCACCGAAAAGGACGGCAGCCUUGACUUCCUGUCGCGAGUUGACAUGCCUGUGAAAGGUGCAGACCCUCGUCAUGUUUUCGCCCACCCGGAAGGGCAAUACGUCUACACCGUCUGGGAGGGAACUAGCCAAGUCGCCCAGCUCAUGACCAGCGACCUCGGCAAACUAUAUCUCCUACAGCAAACCUACCCCCUUAUCAAGGAUGGUGACCAGUUGUCAGAUUUCUGGGCUCACGACAUUGCCCUUUCCGCCAACAAUAAGUACCUCUGGGCAAGUAAUAGUGCAUCCAAUCCGAACCACAAGGGAUAUAUUUCAGCUAUCAAUGUCAACGACGAAGGCCUCCUCGGCGACCAGCUCUUCCUUACCCAUACUACCUCUGGUGGUGGUUCUUCCAAUGCUAUUGCCCCAAGCUCGUUCGACGACAGAAUUGUUGCGAAAACUGGUAACUCGACGGGCUUUAUUGAGAUAUGGAAGAUGAAUGAUGACAAGUCUGGAGCGAAGGUGGUAGCUCAUCUAGAUAUUGAUGAUGGUGGUGGAUGCUGUGCCAACGCCGUUUGGUACUCGUAG